This is a messenger RNA of Saccharomycodes ludwigii, 1389 nucleotides long. It is a transcript of the gene GTS1, whose product is annotated as Gts1p. Gene Ontology annotation, biological process: endoplasmic reticulum to Golgi vesicle-mediated transport; endocytosis; intra-Golgi vesicle-mediated transport. Gene Ontology annotation, molecular function: GTPase activator activity; protein binding. Bases 1 to 1389 code for a protein of 462 amino acids. Lineage: Eukaryota; Fungi; Ascomycota; Saccharomycetes; Saccharomycodales; Saccharomycodaceae. The transcript has a single exon. The record is from RefSeq and is a predicted model, not a curated record. Gene Ontology annotation, cellular component: Golgi apparatus.
AUGGGUUUGUUCAAUUCUAGUGGUUCUCACUCUAAGCACAAUAACAAUAAAUACGAACGUGAUUUAAAAGAUAUCGUUAACUUACCAGAAAAUUCAAAUAGGUGUGGAGAAUGUGGUUCUUCAUUUCCAACAUGGUGUUCGUUAACAUAUGGUUGUCUAUUAUGUGGUAGAUGUUCCAGUGUUCAUCGUAAAAUAUUAAACAACUCAAUAGUAAAGUCUUUAAGUCUAGAAAGGUGGAGUAGAGAUGAGGUUGACGAACUAUAUAAUAGUGGUGGUAAUAAAAGAAAUAAAAAUAUUUGGAAUGAUAAAGAUGUUCCGUUCCCAUACGAUGGUGAUGUUGAUAAAGAUGAAGUGGAAAAUUAUAUUAGAGAAAAAUAUAUAUAUGGUAAAUUUAGAACAUCCCCAAUGAAUGAUGAUUAUAAUACACGCUAUGAUUAUGAUUAUGAUGAUAAUAAUAGAGACAUCGGUAGUAGAAAGAGUGCCAGAUUACGGAGCAAUAGCUUGGCAACUUUAAAAUUAACUCAUUCCAGGUAUGCCAAAGAUUACGAAAUUGGCAAGUAUGCGAAUAAACUAAGAACUUUGAAAGGAUAUGGUUUUAAUAGUACCGAUUUAUGUAUCGAAGCAAUAGUCUUAGCUAGAGGUAAUUUGGAUACGGCUUUAGACUUAUUAGAAAAAGACUUGCGCGAAAAUGGAGGGAGAAGAUCAAGAUCAGGUACAAUUAAUAACAAUAAUUCAGGGCCACAAUUACCAUCUAGGCCACAAGGAGCUAAUGCCCCUAAACCGGCAGUAUUUGAUGGUUUUGAUGUUGUAGAGCAACCACAACAGUACGUUGACCCAAAUACAGGUAUAGUAUACGCCAAUCCACAACAACAGCAGUUACAAGCUCAGCAACACGCCCAGCAACAAUUACAAGCUCAACAGCAAUUACAAGCCCAACAACAAUUACAAGCUCAACAGCAAUUACAAGCUCAACAACAGGCUCAAGCUCAACAACAAGCCCAACAGCAAGCCCAACAGCAAUUACAAGCUCAACAGCAAUUACAAGCUCAACAACAAGCCCAACAACAAUUACAAGCUCAACAACAAGCCCAACAACAAUUACAAGCUCAACAACAAGCUCAACAGCAAUUACAGGUUCAGCAACAGCUUCAGGCUCAGCAACAACAACAGGCUAAUAAAGCCGCCUUACUAAAUUUAUACAAUCGUCCUGAUAUGUAUACUAGCCCGGUAGAAAUAGCACCUGGAAAUCCUCAAUACCAUCAAAUAUUACAACAACAACAAACAGCUCAGCAAAACCAAUCACUGGCUCAACAACCGUUUUAUUACAUGCAACAACAACAACAACAACAACAACAACAACCUGGUUAUUAUUAUAAUCAACCAAUGUAA